CUCACGGUUUCCCCACCUGUCUGCUUCGCUUUCUCACCUGCGUUCUCUCCUUUCAUUCCGAAGCCAGGAACCCGGAACCUCUGCUUCCGGCCCCGCGUCUGCCCGGAAGAAGAUCGGAUGCACCCUUCCGCUUCCGCGGCCAGGCGACCCUCGGUGCUGUUGCUGCCAGUGAGGACGGAAAGCGCUGCAGCUGACACGCGCCCCACUGUCAGACCGCGGAAUGACGUGGCCCACAAGCAGCUCUCGGCUUUUGGAGAGUAUGUGGCUGAAAUCCUGCCCAAGUAUGUCCAACAAGUUCAGGUGUCCUGCUUCAAUGAGCUAGAGAUCUGUAUCCAUCCCGACGGGGUCAUCCCAGUGCUGACUUUCCUCAGGGAUCACAGCAAUGCACAGUUCAAAUCCCUGGCUGACUUGACGGCAGUGGACAUCCCCACCCGGCAGAACCGUUUUGAGAUUGUUUACAACCUGCUCUCUCUGCGCUUCAACUGCCGGAUCCGUGUGAAGACCUACACAGAUGAGCUGACGCCCAUCGAGUCCGCUGUCUCUGUGCACAAGGCCGCCAACUGGUAUGAGAGGGAGAUCUGGGACAUGUUUGGAGUUUUCUUUGCUAACCACCCUGACCUAAGAAGGAUCCUGACAGACUAUGGCUUCGAGGGACACCCUUUCCGGAAAGACUUCCCCCUGUCUGGCUACGUUGAGCUACGCUACGACGAUGAGGUGAAGCGGGUGGUGGCUGAGCCGGUGGAGCUGGCCCAAGAGUUCCGCAAGUUUGACCUGAACAGCCCGUGGGAGGCUUUCCCUGCCUAUCGCCAGCCCCCCGAGAGUCUCAAACUUGAAGCCGGAGACAAGAAACCUGAAACCAAGUAGCUCCAGGGAAGGCAUGUGGAUCCUAGAAAUGUAGCGCCUUAUCUAUAAUUGAGUGUCCAUGUAAAUAAAAUCCUACUUAGACUCACCA
Molecule: messenger RNA, 952 nt
Organism: Equus caballus (horse)
Lineage: Eukaryota; Metazoa; Chordata; Mammalia; Perissodactyla; Equidae
Source: RefSeq, a predicted model, not a curated record